AUGAUCCAAGGGGCUCUUAUCGAUCUGCUCGAAAUGGUUGAUAUCGAUGAUGAUCGAAAUGGUAAGUUCGAAUUUAAUAAUAAUAAAUUUAUUUAUUCAUUAAUUGUCUUUUUGUUUUAGAUUCUUAUCUGAUAUGAUCAAAAUGAUACAUUAUGGGAUAGAUAUAUAUAAGAGGGUUGAUGAAAGUUAAGGGGUUAAGUUAAGUUCGAGAGAUAGAUUAAGGCAAAGGGGAUAGAUAUAGAUAAGUUAAUAGAUUAAGGUUAAGGGAAUAGAUAUAGAUAAGUUAACAGAUUAAGGUUAAGGGGAUAGAUUUAGAUAAGUUAAUGGAUUAAGGUUAUGGGGAUAGAUAUAGAUAAGUUAACAGAUUAAGGUUAAGGGGAUAGAUAUAGAUAAGUUAAUAGGUUAAGGGGAUAGAUAAGUUCAUAGCAGAGAUCCGCGAGUCAGUCAAAAAAAUGACUCGCCACCGCCUCGCCAUGCUGGCGAGUUGCUCAUCGCUGCCUCGCCUCGCCUCGCCUUUUUUAGACUCCGACUCGCCCCGCCUCGCCUCGCCUCGCCUAGAGUUUAUAACAAAAUGGUUAUUUUUAGGCAGUUUCUUAACCACCCAUAACAAUCACUAUCUUUUUAGUUUAUAGAAUCAAAUAAAGAACAUUUUAGACUUUUAAAUAAGUUCAAAAAGACAAAGAUAUAAAUGAGAAUCAAAUAAAUAACAAUCAUUUUUUUUUUACUGCAUAUAAACAAUGCAUUGUGAACUACAUCAGUGCAAUAGUUGGACUAGACUGAAUAAUUGAACAUAUGUGUAUAUAGAGUGUGCCAAAAGUCACCUAACAAAAAGAAAACAGCUCAUCUGAACAGGAUUAUGAUCAAAUGAACUGAUUUUUGCCUAAUGGUAGAGGAUAUUUCCAAGUUUUUAUUCAUCAAUAAACGGUUUGAUAGCAUCACUUAGAAUUAUUAUUAUCAUUCAUUUAAAAGAGGAAAAGUCACAUUUCUGCCAAAGAUAAACUAGAGAUUUUGGGUUUGUGUAAUCUGAUACGAAUUUCUGUUCUUAGAUUUUCAAAAUUGUGUAAUGUUUUAUUUGAAUUCUUUCGGUUUUCUCUAUUCUGUCUAACUUCACAAAAUUCUCUCAAAUCUUUUUGCACUGAAAAGAUCUGAAAACACUAGUGAGUACAGUUAAAGUUUGAUAAAGUACUCCUAUGGAUAGUGAACAAAAACGCAAAGGCAUUCGAGAACUUAUUGACAAAUGAUACAAGUAAUUUUUAGAGCUCUUUGUUCAUCGUUUUGGUUGAAAAAUGUUCUAUGCUCAUCAAGAAAAGAUGUUUCUCGAGUCAAAAUACUGGAAAACGGCAAAUAGUACUGGUCGAAGUAAUACGACAUUUUCUAGUAUUUUGACUCUGAUACCGUCAUUUCUUGAUGAAAAUACAGCAUUUUUUUCCAAAAUGAUCAUCAUAACAAGCUCUACAAAAUGGAAUUUGUGAAUAAGCUUUAGGAUACAAUUCUAUUUUUUGUGAUUGACUACUGCUAGAAGUGUGUGGAAAGAAGGCCAAAUUCCGUACUGAAGUAGACGAUGCUAGAUUUCACGUGUGUUCAUGAACUGCUGCUGGAUAAAUAAAAAUUUAAAAGUAUCCUCUACCAUCUAGAAAAAGAUCAGCUCGUUUGGUCAUAACUCUGUGGAGAUAUACGGUUUUCUUUUUGUUAGCUGACUUUUGAGGCACCCUGUAUACUAAUUUAUCGUCUUAAUUCGAUAAACUUCACUACAAAUGGAAACGCUUAGAAACAAUUACAAUAAAAUCGAAAGAUUUCCUUAAAAAUUUGCCAUUUAUUCAUCAAAAAUAGCAUUCUAAGUAUAGACGAGUCGACUCGGCGAGUUACAAAAUCAACUCGUACUCGCCGCGGUGCAGAAAAUGCCGCCUCGCCUCGCCUCGCCACGAGGCGAGGCGAGGCGAGGCGAGUAAACUCGGCGAGUCUCGGAUCUCUGGUUCAUAGAUUAAGGUUAAGUGGAUAGAUAAGUUAAUAGAUUUAUGUUAAGGGGAUGGAUAAGUUAAUAGAUUAAGGUUAAGGGGAUAGAUAAGUUAAUAGAUUAAGGUUAAGGGGAUAGAUAAGUUAAUAGAUUAAGGUUAAGUGGAUAGAUAUAGAUAAGUUAACAGAUUAAGGUUAAGGAGAUAGAUAUCGAUAAGUUAAUAGAUUAAGGUUAAAGGAUUAAGUUAAGGGGAUAGAUUAAGGUUAAAAGGUUAAGUUAAGGAGAUAGAUGUGCAGAACCACAGAGAUACAAUUAUGGUGAUUAGGAUAUCGAUUUAAUAGGAUUAUAUAAAUCUUGUAUAGCAAGUGCCAAAUAUGAAGUUUUCAAUGCAUUGUAAUGCAUUAUUAUAAAAAAAAUGCAUUAUGAUGCGUUGAUAAAUCAAUGUAUUGCAAUGGAUUAAUAAAAAUAAUGCAUUAUAAUGCAUGAAAUAGGUUGCAUUAUCAUGUAAUUGCAUCCAUUGCAUUUCUAUUGUAAAAUAAUGCAUUGCAAUGUCCAUUAUUUCAUAAAAUCGGCUACAUGGGAUAUGUGCAUUAAAUCAUUUAUCGUGUCGUAAUACAUAAGUAUUUACUUUACUUAUCUUUACAUGUCAACAAGUAUUUCUUUUGUCACAAGCAACAAGGGAAAGCCCUUUUUGGUGUAUGAUAAUUAUUUGUACAAGAUGAAUAAAGCAACUGCAAAAGGUUUUCUGUGCAUUUGAAUUAAAAUAUAACACUUUUUUUAUCUAUUUUCUUUCUUCUUACCCUCAACGAUAAUACAAAAAGCUGUAUCUACUUUCAUUUCGCAGACAUAAAAUAAUAGAAAAUGAACUAUUAGAAAAUUUAUCGGUACUCUCAUUCAUAUUCAAUAUUUUCGAUAUUUUACUUUUCGACAUUUUGUACAUUCGACAUUUUGUUUUUCGAUAUUUUUGCAUUUUCGAUGUUUUACUCCUUCGACAUUUUGACUCUUCGAUGUUUUUUUUUUGGACGUUCUUCCUUCGGUAUUUUGCUCUUCGACGUUUUGAAUUUCGGUCUUUUGACACUUUAGCACUUAAUCUUGUUUUUCUUUUUAAAUUUCAAAAGAAAGAGAAAAUGUAAUCAGAAAAUUUUAUAAUUUAUUAGAUGAUACCUAUAGAAAGUAAUUAUCAAUUAUUGCCUUUCUUUUCUGUUUUACAAAAGAUUUAAACAUUUCUUAGCUUCACGCACAUAACCAAACUUCUCGUGUACUGUAUGAAAUUCCUAUGAAACUUAAUAAUGAUCAGUUUUCGAGUCAAAAAUUGAUCACUGAAUCAAAAAAUAGUUUUUCAUAUGAUUCAUCUUUAUAUAAGGACCCAAAACAAAUUAAUUCAUCAACUCGAGUUGAUUUUAAUGAAGACUUCUCGUUUGAUUACAAAGACUGAUUCAUUGAACAUAUUAACUUUGUAGAAAAUGUGAUCUUCAUUUAAAGAAUAGUUGAGAUAUUGACAUGGGUAUAAUCAUCAAAAUCUGCCAUAAGAUAAAAUGGUAAAGUAGCUAAAUGUCGAAAGGAAAAUGCCGAAAGUGAAAAUGUCGAAAAAAAAAUAUCGAAAAUAAAAAUGUCGAAAGGCAGGACGCCGAACAGAAAAAUGUCGAAAGUUGUUAAUGUAGAAAAACAAAAUGCCGAAAAUGAAAAUGUCGAAAGUAAUGACGCCGAAAAGAGUAAUAGUGCAUAUUUAGUCAUCUACUUUGUUGAUGAAAUCUAGGCAAAGAAAAGUACAAAUCAAACC
This is a messenger RNA of Rotaria sp. Silwood1, 3734 nucleotides long. The record is from the annotation of a GenBank genome assembly. NCBI's taxonomy places the organism in Eukaryota, Metazoa, Rotifera, Eurotatoria, Philodinida, Philodinidae.